Messenger RNA from Cannabis sativa, 2675 nucleotides. RefSeq lists its product as uncharacterized. Bases 327 to 2495 code for a protein of 722 amino acids. The record is from RefSeq and is a predicted model, not a curated record. The transcript has a single exon. NCBI's taxonomy places the organism in Eukaryota, Viridiplantae, Streptophyta, Magnoliopsida, Rosales, Cannabaceae.
UUAAAGUUAAACUUGAGUAUUUAUCCCGCAAAUUACUAAACUAAUUUAAACAAUCUUUCAAAAAGAAAAAGAAAAAGAGCCGUUACUCUCUUCUCAACAAAGGAAAUAAAAAAAAAAAAAAAUAGCCGUUACUCCAUUUUCAAAUUAAAAAAAAGAGCCGUUACUCCAUUUUUCAAGAAAGAAAAACAACCCUCAUACGCCUAAACUCAGAUCAAUCUUUCACUCUGUAACUCUUUUCAGAUCAAACAAAAAAAAAAAAUCUUUCACUCUGUAACCAUUUCGAAUUUUGUUCACUCUCUCUGUUGGUUUUUUCUGGUGCAAAACCCAUGGCGGUGAACAGGUCUCCUUCGCCAGUCUCACGCAGAGCAAACCCAAAUGCAAGAAGUUCUGAAAUGGGAAACCCCAUGAGAAGAAGCUUCACAGGGAACCCCUUCAGCACUAAACCCUCCAUUGUUCCCAAUCCAAGAGUUCUCAACCCGAAUACUCCGGCUAAUAGUCCUUCAGACCAUCCUAGAAGAAGCUCAAUAGGUGGCGGCGAUGUUGAUGAUGAUAAAGAAAACGCUAAAUUGGCGGCUAGAGUUCGUUCUCCAAUGGCGUCGGCUUCAAAGGGAACUAAAAACUUCAUGUCACCAACGAUUUCGGCUGCUUCAAAGUUCAGUACUCCUUCUCCGAGGAAGAGGAAGAUUUUGGAAGAGAGAAAUGAAGCGGUUCGGGGUUCUCUUGAUUUGAAGGGAGAAAAGACUCAAUCUUUACCAAAGAAGGUAACUUUUAAGGAACCCCUUGAGUGUUUUUCUGACAAUGUGGUUAUUGAAGAGGCUGACCUUGUUAAUCUUGACCCUUCUUUUAAGAUUAGUCCUCCUUGUUCUUAUUCAAUUCCUGUCAUAGCUCCUAAUUUAGAUUCAUCAGAUCAUGAUCCUCCCUUGGCACCACCACCACCCCCAUAUGAUCCUAAAACCAAUUUUCUUUCUCCAAGGCCUCGCUUUCUUCGUUACAAGCCCAGCCCUCGAGUCGAACUCUUUCUUAACAACAUCACAAGUGAAGGGAAUGCACUCUUUGACACUGAUGAUAUCAGUACAGAAGAAGAGGAAACUCAGUCUGAUGAUUAUUCCCAAAAGGAUUUGGAAGAAAAAGAAGAAGGGGUUAUUGUUUCUGAGCCAGUUCUUAUCGAUGUGCUUGCUCGGGAGAAGGAGGAGGAGGUGGAGAAAGAAGAAGAGCUCAUUGUUUCUGAGCCAAUUCUUUCUGAGGAGAAGGAGGAGACUGUUGAAGAGGAAAAAGAAGAAGAGCUCAUUGUUUUUGAGCCAAUUCCUAUUGAUGGCACUAAGUCACAUUCUUCAAUUUGGAGAUCAAAGUUGACAUCUUUACUUAUUGUUUUGUCAUUUGUUUGUCUAGCUAUCUCAAUUUCGAUUUCACCUGUCACUGAUGAAACUGUGUUUGAUAGCUCAUCUCUAUUGAAGCAGUAUGAUUAUCAUGGUGGUGAUGUGAUGGCAUUUGCUAAAGCAAGAUUUGACGAAUUAGCUAGAGAUUUCGGUGUUUGGUAUGCAGACACCGUGUCUGUCUUUUUCGAGCUGUUGCUCUCUAACCUUAGAGGAGGAGGAGGAGGAGCACACAAACUAGGCCCUUUACAGUAUUACAACUUGAGUUCUCUAGUUGAGGAUGCAAGUUGUGGUGGUGAUAAUAGCUAUGAAAUGAAUGUGUUUGUUCCCUCAAGAGGAGUGACAGAGGUUGUUGGUAUUAUUGUACCUUUGGAAGACAAUGGAAAAGUGUCUCAACAUCCUGAAGGUGAAGAUGAAUCUGAGUCUGAGUCUGAGAUUGAGAUUGAGAUUGAGUCUGUUGUAGCAGAAGAAGAAGACUUUACAGAUGAAAGCCUUGAAAAUGAGAUUGAGAUUGAGUCUGUCUCAGAAGAUUUUACAAAUGAAAGGCCAGAAAUUGUUGGUGAUUCUUCACUAAAAAAUGAGAAUGAAAUCCCACCAGAAACUGUUGAUGCUUCUUCUUCAAUCCAAGUUGUGAAAACAGUAGAUGGGAAUGAAAAUGGUCUCUCCAAAGUGAAUGAAGAAAUCCCAGAAGCAGCAACUAUUGAUGAUGAUGCUUCUUCAAUCCAAGAUGUGAAAAGUUCACAAGUAACAAUGGCAUGUUGUGCUAUCUUGGCUCUUCUUAUUGCAUCAUCCACCAUAGCCAUUGUGUUGCUAGUAAAGAAAGUGGAUCCAGCAACAACUCCUAUUCUGCCAGAAAAGUCAAAAAACUCUUGUUGUCCAUCUGAAAUGAGCAGCAGCAGCAGCAGCUUUCAAAAUCAAAAGCUCACAAAGAAGAACAAACAUAAUAAUAAUAGGAGAGAAUCCACUGCUACUUCAUCAUGUUCAUCAAUGGAAGAAGAUUCCAUUUCCAUUUCAUAUGGAAGUUUCACCACUUAUGAGAAGAUUCCCACUAAUGAUGAUGAGAUCAUUACACCUGUCAGGCGCUCUAGCAGACUCAGAAGAAGCCAUGUCACUUCACCUUGACACAUGUGAUUGGAUUUACUUUACUUGCUACUGCUUUUCAUCCUUUUCUUUUGCCAUUUUUAUUAAGUGUUGAUUGUCUGUGUAGUGUGUUAUAAUCAUAACCGUACUAUGAUGUAGUUAGUUAGUUUGUUAAUCAUAACUUUGAUUGGUUUGGUUCUUAUAUAAUUAACACUCAUUUGA